Molecule: messenger RNA, 1553 nt
Organism: Pelmatolapia mariae (spotted tilapia)
Lineage: Eukaryota; Metazoa; Chordata; Actinopteri; Cichliformes; Cichlidae
Gene: cyc1
Product: cytochrome c1, heme protein, mitochondrial
Exons: 7
Coding region: 48-971 (307 amino acids)
Biological process (GO): mitochondrial electron transport, ubiquinol to cytochrome c
Molecular function (GO): electron transfer activity; heme binding
Source: RefSeq, a predicted model, not a curated record
UUAUCUGCCUCAACUCCUUCCAGAGCAGAGCGAGAACCGCAAAGAAGAUGGCGGCGCUACGAGCGGUGGUGCUAUCGGGGAACGGGAGGGCUCUCCUCAGCACCCCGAAAACUCUCAGGACCUCCAAGGCCAACAUGUCUUUCGCCAGCUUGCCAAGGGGGAAGAAGGUUGCCCUGACAACCCUGGGUGUGGUCACAGCCGGUGGAGCCGGGCUUGCACUGUUAUUGCACCAGUCGGUUAAAGCAUCCGAGUUGGAGCUUCAUCCCCCUCAGUACCCCUGGAGUCACGCUGGACCUCUGUCCUCUCUGGACCAUGCUAGUAUUCGCCGUGGUUACCAGGUGUAUAAGCAGGUGUGCUCAGCUUGCCACAGUAUGGAAUACCUGGCUUUCAGGAACCUCGUGGGAGUGUCGCACACAGAGGACGAGGUGAAGACCAUCGCAGAAGAGGUUGAGGUAGUUGAUGGUCCUGAUGAGAGUGGCGAGAUGUUCACCCGGCCAGGAAAGCUGUCAGACUAUUUUCCAAAGCCCUACCCCAACCCCGAGGCAGCCAGGGCCGCCAACAAUGGCGCCCUUCCUCCAGACCUUAGCUACAUUGUGAACGCCAGACACGGCGGAGAAGACUAUGUGUUCAGCCUGCUGACGGGUUACUGCGACCCUCCUGCAGGAGUGACAGUGAGAGAGGGACUUUACUACAACCCCUACUUCCCUGGGCAGGCUAUUGGCAUGGCCCCACCGAUCUACAAUGAAAUUCUGGAGUAUGAUGAUGGAACCCCUGCCACCAUGAGUCAGGUUGCUAAGGAUGUGUGUACUUUCUUAAGGUGGGCUGCUGAGCCCGAGCAUGACCAACGCAAACGCAUGGGACUGAAGCUGCUGAUGGGCUCAGCUAUCAUUGUGCCUCUGCUCUACUACAUGAAGAGACACAGGUGGUCUGUGCUGAAGAGCAGGAAGAUCGCCUACAGGCCUCCUAAGUAAAUGGAACAAAUCACCUCUCACACACCCCAACCUGGGCCGAAAACGGAGAGGGCUGCGUUCAAUGACCCCACAAUGCUCACCAUGUGAUGAUCUUAGCCACAUAAUUACUGACAAACACAAACAUGCCUUUCUGAGAGGGGGAACAGAACUUGGAGUGGAUGUACUAUGUUUAUUCUUACAGAAUUUUCUUUUUUUUCUUUUUUACUAAGCUGGUGGCAUGGUAGAACAAAUAUUGUGAAAGUUUUUUGUUUUUUGUUUUUUUUUUUAAAUAUUCUGCAUAUUGUGGUUCACGUUUGUUUCAGAUUUGUGGUGUUCUUGAACGCACCUGCUGCAAAGUUUGUUUGAUCGGCAACGAGUUAACUACUGGUAGCAGUUCCUGUUUUGACAUCUCGUAUCAGUCUCUUUGUCACAAUUGACUGCGAAGUUGAUUGACUGUCCAUCUUUGUAAGAUACUCAAUAGCAAUGCAAGUGGUGAGAAGUGAAACAUCCAGGGUGUGUGAUAAGUCAUUCUUCCACCGUCUUCUCCACAAAGCAUGCUCUAGACUUCAGUUUUAUUGUACAAAAUAAAUUAUCUUAAAGGAA